This is a messenger RNA of Trichomonas vaginalis G3, 597 nucleotides long. RefSeq names its product DHHC palmitoyltransferase family. Lineage: Eukaryota; Parabasalia; Trichomonadida; Trichomonadidae. The transcript has a single exon. Gene Ontology annotation, biological process: peptidyl-L-cysteine S-palmitoylation; protein targeting to membrane. Gene Ontology annotation, molecular function: protein-cysteine S-palmitoyltransferase activity. The record is from RefSeq and is a predicted model, not a curated record. Gene Ontology annotation, cellular component: Golgi apparatus; endoplasmic reticulum. The coding region runs from base 1 to 597 and encodes 198 amino acids.
AUGAUGAAUGGCGUUGCGAUGUUCCAAGAACAAGUUACUUUUGCGAAAUCAAAUCCUUUGCCUCCAAGAUCAUCCUUCAGUGUUACUGCACGCAGAUUUGUUAUUAGAGCAGAUCAUAUUUGCGCAUAUAUGCAAUCUUGGGUUGGCUUCAAAAAUCAUAAAUAUUUUAUUCAAACUACACUUUGGUCAGCAAUCUACUCUCUUUUAUACAUGGUUGGCCAAAUCCCAAUAAUUUACGAAGGAAUUAAGCUAAUAAUCCAAAAGAAAAAGGUUACAGUACAGAUAAUAAUGUCAUUAGUUAUUUUCCUGACAGUUUUAUUUGCAGCUUAUAUUGCUUUAAUUUCAUUGAGACAUUUUACUGUUGCUAUGAUUAAUCUCAGCCAUAAUGAAACAAUUACAGAAAGAUACAACAAAAAACCUCAAAUUUACGACAGAGGAUCAGCCUGUAAGAACUGUGAAGAGAUCUGCGGAAGUAGGUGGCUAUUCAUUACAUGGAUUUUCCCUUGUUUCUGCUGUUAUUAUCCAAAAAUGCCGAAAUGGGAUGAUGAACACGAUACUGGCGUUAUUGACAACAAUCCUCGUGAAGACAUUGUUUAA